Molecule: messenger RNA, 1827 nt
Organism: Bactrocera tryoni
Lineage: Eukaryota; Metazoa; Arthropoda; Insecta; Diptera; Tephritidae
Product: 23 kDa integral membrane protein
Exons: 5
Coding region: 173-859 (228 amino acids)
Cellular component (GO): membrane
Source: RefSeq, a predicted model, not a curated record
AUUAAAAUUUUGAAAGCGGUACGCAUCGGUCAAGUUUACUGUUGGUUCGCGCGGUAUAUCGUGUGCUGCUGUUUAAAUAUUUUACCAAAUUGAAUUGAAAAGGCAACAAGUGAUAAAAGAUUGAAUUUUAUACGUUUGUUUCGACGAAAGAUAUAACGAUAAAGUUACCACAAUGGAUUGUGGCACAUCAACGGCUAAAUAUGUGCUGUUUGCAUUCAACACUGUAGUUGUGAUUGUCGGUCUUUUGGGCAUCGUCUUUGGCGCGCUCAUACUCAACAGUAUCGGUGUAAUCGAGGUUGAUGGCCAUGUCGGUUUCCCGAUACAGGCAGUUUUGCCAAUUAUGCUCAUAACACUCGGUUCGAUUGUGGUAUUCAUCGCAUUCUUGGGCUGUUGUGGUGCCAUACGUGAAUCGGUCUGCAUGACUAUGUGCUAUGCCGUCUUCCUGUUGGUGCUGCUCAUUAUACAGCUAACAAUUGUUGUACUACUAUGGACCAAUAAGGAUAAGUUCAACAGUGCCAUGGGCGAGGUCAUCGAUAAAGCAUGGGAUAGUCGUAGCAAGGAACCGGCCGUCUUCGAGGCUAUACAAGUUUCAUUGAAAUGUUGCGGCAAGAAUGGCAUCUCCGAUUAUGUGUUAUUGCUACAAACGCCACCCGCAAGCUGUUGUGAGCACAAUGAUUGCUUGAAUCCAUUAAACAUUUAUGGUGGUUGCCGUAGCAAAUUCCAAGAAUUCAUGUCCUUCAGCACUGACACAGCCAAAUACGUUGGCUUGGGAUUGAUCGCUGUGGAGUUGGUUGGUUUCAUCUUCGCCUGCUGCCUGGCCAAUAACGUGCGCAACUACAAGCGCCGAAACGCCUACUAAGCGCGACUCAAGCCCACUCCACUCGCAAAUGUUCCACAAAUUUUUUUAUUUUCUGCUUCUUGAUGUCGUGAUGUCGUCAUAAAACGCACAUUUAUUUCGAAAUAUAAAAUAAUAUGCAAUUGUGUUUGAAGUAAACCUUUGAUUUAUGAGUACGUAUGUAUAUUUUUUGUUAUGAGAAACAUACAAUAUACACUCUGAAUAUAAUUUUCUAUGCAUGUCUUAUGAAAAGUUAAGCUGAUAUGAACAAUUGAAAGUCAAAAAUUGAUCUAAAUUCACACCUUUAAUGAAUUUAAGUAAAAAGUUGAAACCAAAAUUCUCUUUAAAAACCAUAAAAUGGAUAUAAAUACUUACGUUUCUAAGAAAUCUUACCGAAUAUGCCUGAAAUGAACAAUAUGAGGCCAUGAAUAAACCACUUUUAAUAUACAAAUACAUAUAUACCAUAUGUACAUACAUACGCUGUACCAAAAAAGGAAGUCAAAAAGUUGAAAAAUAUGGCGUAUAUAAGCAACAAAGAAAUCUCAAGAGAAUUUAAGACAAGUUGUAUUGUUCCAAGUGAAUUGAAUAUAUGUCUUUAUUAUAAAUGUAAACAAUAAUGUUAUCGACUUGAAUUAAACUCUACGCGAGAUAAUAUGCAUUCACAGUUUAUUAUUAUUAUAUGUAUUCUAUUGGAUAUAAAUAAAAGUAUAUAUAUACAGAUAUAGAUAUAUAUGUAAAUGUUAGUUACAUUAUCUACAAGUUAUGUUGAAUUAAUGUAUAUUUGAUUUUAUGCCUUUUUACAUGUUAAACUAAAGCGAGUCCGUAGCUUGCAAAUUAUUUACCAUAUAUGUACAUAUAUAUGUAUGCAUGUACACUUUUAAAAAUAUAUAUAUGUAUAUAAUAUACACAUUUACGAAACGACUAUGCGUUUGCAUGCAACGAGCGUUAAUGGUUCGUCUGUCCUAAAUACAUUCAUACAUAUAUAUAUGUAA